Molecule: messenger RNA, 1914 nt
Organism: Dendronephthya gigantea
Lineage: Eukaryota; Metazoa; Cnidaria; Anthozoa; Malacalcyonacea; Nephtheidae
Product: flocculation protein FLO11-like
Exons: 10
Source: RefSeq, a predicted model, not a curated record
UUACCAGCUUUCCACCAGCUCAAUGUGUGAGUGGCGUUUGUCAUAUUACUAGUGCCGUUGUGUGCAUAUAGUCGUAUCGCAGUAUGACUUCUCUUUGAAAGAAUGUCCGUGUUUGUCCAGGCGUGAAAUCGUUUUCUCCUGCAUAAGAUUUUGAAGCGAAGUAUAUGAAUUAUUUUGUUCAAUAAAGAUAUAUCGGGGGAGAUUUUAUCAAGGUUAUUCUUUAACAUGAAAAGAUUUGUGCCUGGUUUUUUAGCUUUCGUUCUAACGACCACGUGCGUGCUUGGUUGUGGUGAAGAGUCAAAUAGAGUGUACAAUGUACGUCGAAGGAGAGAUAGGCUUUCUGAGAACGUUGUCAUUGGUAUGGAUUAUUUUGGUAAACCAAAGAUCGUCUGUCACUGUGACGAAGCUGGAUUACAGAGGCUUACUGCGAAGACCUUCAAACGUGGCCAUGUCGUAAAAGUGAAACCCGAGUCUUUAAAGAGGGGGAUAGUACAAAAGAAAGAACCUGGGCGUGAAGAUCAAGAUUCGCAAAGGGAUCUGAUAUAUUCGCCGACCUGCUGCAAGAUUGACUUGACCAAUCCUAAAAAACUUUACAGCUAUCCAUUCACAAUACGGCUGCCUGAUCAAACGUUCACACCCGAGUUCAACGACCCAAAAAGUCAACAGUACCAAGGGCUGAAGAAUCAGUUGAUCUCGGGGUUAACAACACUGCUUGCCAACGAAGGAUGCGUGGUGUCAAUAGAUCUCACUAAAUUUAGAAAAGGCAGUGUAUUGGCAGACGUCUCGCUCUCUGUUCAAGGAUUGAUAUCUCAAAGUAUUAUUGACACGCUGAAAUCCGCCAUUGAAUCUGGAAACAUUGGUGGUCUCAGAGUCGAGAUAGUUCCAGAGUUACCACCAGAAGAGGCCCCAGCAACAACCACUCCGAAACCUAAUAAACAAGCAUCUUCUGCUACACAAGCACCAACACAAACUACACAAGCGCAGGAUGCACAAAAGACCCCACUACCUGCUGCGAAACAAGCCCCUGCUGCUACACAAGCGCCUGCUGCCACACAAGCGCCUGCUGCUACACAAGCGCCUGCUGCCACACAAGCCCCUGCUGCCACACAAGCCCCUGCUGCCACACAAGCGCCUGCUGCCACACAAGCGCCUGCUGCCACACAAGCGCCUGCUGCCACACAAGCGCCUGCUGCUACACAAGCGCCUGCUGCCACACAAGCGCCUGCUGCCACACAAGCGCCUGCUGCCACACAAGCGCCUGCUGCCACACAAGCGCCUGCUGCCACACAAGCGCCUGCAGCUACACAAGCGCCUGCUGCUACACAAGCGCCUGCUGCUACACAAGCACCAUCUGCGACAAAAGCACCAUCUGCGACAAAAGCACCUGCUGGGGCGACAUCUGCUCCGUCGACUACCAUAGUAGCAACUGUUGCACCAGCUGUUGGCGCCACCACGUCCAAACCAGGCACCAAACCAUCCACAACGUCCGCAACAUCCAACGGUACCACACCAAACAACAAUACAGCAUCCAAUGUUAGCACUACCCCUGCACCAGCCACUACAACCCCUGCCCCAGUUAUGACACCAGAAAAUCCGGUCGACUCCCGACCCACGAUACCUUACACCACGAACACACCAGGUAAAGAAUUCAAGGUCGCCAUAAUUCUGACCGAGAAAUCAUUUGACGCAAACCUAAACAUACCUUCAAGUUUGCAGUUCUUGGACUUGAAGAAGAUGAUCGAACAGUCGUUGACAGAAAUUUUCCGAAGUAAUCCUGAAUUUAUAUCCGUUACUGUUUUGAGCUUCAGACCAGCGGUGUACAAACCACCAAAGACCGAAUUCCAAGCAGGAUCAGCAGCACCGGCUACUCGCCGUUCCAGUGUACCUUUAAUGGGAGUGGAAGUGACGCUAGAU